Messenger RNA from Vicia villosa (hairy vetch), 1156 nucleotides. RefSeq names its product chitinase 2-like. The record is from RefSeq and is a predicted model, not a curated record. The transcript has a single exon. NCBI's taxonomy places the organism in Eukaryota, Viridiplantae, Streptophyta, Magnoliopsida, Fabales, Fabaceae. Gene Ontology annotation, biological process: carbohydrate metabolic process. Gene Ontology annotation, molecular function: hydrolase activity, hydrolyzing O-glycosyl compounds. The coding region runs from base 57 to 932 and encodes 291 amino acids.
UUGGUGAUUAACUUACCAAUCAAACACACAAAAGCCAAUAAUCUCAAAUUGUGAAAAUGUCUAAACUUAUCUUUCGGGAAUACAUUGGUGUGAACCAAUCUUCAACAAGUUUAACUGGUUUUCCAACUGAAAUCAUCAACACCAAAAACUUUGAAUUCCACUUCAUUUUGGGCUUUGCUAGUGAGGAGUAUGACAAAAAUGGAAAAGGCAAAGGAAUUUUCAAAGAAACUUGGGAUGUGGAUUACUUCGGUCCAGAGAAAGUGAAAAUUUUGAAGGAAAACAAUCCAAAUGUUAAGGUGGUAAUAAGCAUCGGAGGUCGUGAUGUUAAAACUCCAUUUGAUCCUGUUGAGGAAUAUUCUUGGGAUAGGAAGGCUGUAAAAUCACUCAAAGAGCUUAUCGGAAAAUACAAGAAUGAUAGCGGUAACAUGAUUGAUGGCAUUGACAUCAAUUAUGAAACUAUCAAAACUAAUAAUGACCUAUUCGUUAAGUGCAUAAGCCGAGUUAUAACACAACUCAAGAAUGAUCUUGGCCUAAAUAUUAACGUGGUAUCCAUUGCUCUAUCUGAGAAAAAUGAACCCUACUACCGCACUUUGUAUUAUGCUAACAAAGACAAUAUCAAUUGGGUUGACUAUCAAUUCUAUGAUCAAGAAAAACUUGUAUCUUCAGCUGAGGCCUUUAUAGAGAUAUAUAACAAUUUAAUAAAAGACUACGGUCCUGAUAAAGUCCUUCCCGGAAUUAGCACCGACCCAAUUGACACUAAGAAUGUUAAGAUUACACAACAUAAUUUCAUUGAUGGCUGCGUAAAACUAUUACACUCGUCAAAACUCCCCGGGGUUUUUCUCUGGAACGCUAAUGACUCUGCUAAUCCCUCUGAGGGUGAGAACGAACCUUAUGCCCUAGAGUAUACCUUGCAAGACGCCCUCACCAUAUGAGGCGAUAAGUAAUCAUUCAUAUUAUGGUUCUAGUAUCAUAGGCUAUAUAGAGCUAGUUCCUAGUUUCCAAGCUCUAUAUGCUUUAGUCGUUUAUAUAUGUGUUAAAUAAGACCUAUGAGUGCUGCUUCACUAUGCACUUAUUUCAUGUGUGUUUUCUUAUUAUGUUGUAAGUGUGGAGAAUGACUUCUCAUGCAUUAAUAUAUGUGCUUGUAAUAUGGUUUAAU